AUGCAGCCCUCAGUUCCGCUGCAGUUCCGCGCUGGCUUUGUCGCCUACAUAGCCCUAAGCCUGGGCAUCAUCCUUGUCUUGAUCAUAGACCCACUUAUUGAUAAGCCGGUCGGCUUGAUAAAGUUACGUCAUUUCACCCGCAAGCAGCUCAGCCAUGGUCUCAACGCGUGCUCCUGGGACUACGAGGGCUCAUGGCGGAUCGGCUUUGCCAGGGGUUCCCCCGAUCCGAUGCACCUUGAUGUUUCCCCCGAGCCGGUUAUAACUUGCGCCAACCUGGCCAACGCUACGGCCGUAAGCUUUGUGGCGGACCCCUUCCUCUUCAUCCCCGACAGAAGCAUCGCGCCGCUGACAGCUGCCAUCCUUCUAGCAAACAGCACCUUCGGCAAUGGAGCAAAGCGAGGUGACGACGCCGGUGGAGGAGGCGAUGGCCUUCCUUGGUUCGCCUUUUACGAGAUGAAGAACUUGGCGCGUUACAUCGGCGAGCUCGGCGUAGCGGUGUCGUACGACGAUGGCGCCACAUGGCUUCACCUCGGCACUGCACUGGCAGAGUCCUUCCACCUGUCCUUCCCGCUCGUCCUGUACGACAGUACGACUGAGCAGUACCUAAUGUUCCCGGAGACGUCCGCUGCUCGGGAUGGCGCAGUACGUGUGUACGGGACUUCGCAGGAGACCUUCCCGUUCGGUUGGCAGUUGCUGUCAAGCCGGCAGUUGGAUGAUCCAGGAUGGGCCGCGACGCGACGCUGGUUUCAAUUUGGUGCCCCCGCCAAGUACGUGGAUACGGCACCGGUGUGGUUUCGGAGCCGCUGGUGGAUCUUCACGACCCGUGUCGGGAGCCCGCCCGCCCGUCAACCCAAAUACACGUUGCUGUUGUACACUGCCGAUGAGCUGCUUGGCGAAUGGCGGGCGCAUCCAAGCAAUCUGGCAGGCGCUGCUUCGCUGAAGGCGAAUGGCGGGCGCGUGCCGUACGGCAUCGACGCUGACCCGCGGUAUGCGCGCAAUGGCGGGCGGCCGUUCGUACUGGGUGAUGCGCUGUACCGCUGGUCGCAGGAUUGCAGUCGGUAUUACGGCGAGGCGCUAGUGCUGCUGCGCGCUGACGUGGCGAAUGAGUCGUCGUACGUCGAACGUGUCGUAACGCGGUACGAGCCCCGUCGCGAUGGUGUGUCUUGGAACGCGGAGAGGGUCCACCACGCGGAUCUCCAGCUGCUGCCCGACGGCACCUGGGGUGGAUUUGUGGAUGGCGACAGGUACGCCGACGGCAUGGCAUUUUUUAUUGAGCGGGAGCAAUGGUUUCUAGAGCUUAAGGCGCUACUGCUGCGCCUUGCAAUGCUACAGCUGUUCCUAGUGGUGGUGGCUGUAGCAAUGAUGUAUGCCGGUUACUGGGAGGCGAUUGAGCGUAUCGGACCAUCAGGCGGAGGCGUUGCCGUCGUCGCCGCUAUUUCCCUCCCUACACAAAAGAUCAAGCAGGGAAUGGCCGCCCUAGAUCCUGCUGUUCUGGAGCGCGAGCUGGAAGCUUUAAGGCGACAGCGGUAUGAGGCCAGCCAGCGAGUCCAAGCAUCCCGUCAGCCGUUAUCAGGAACGGCAACCCAAGCACGAAAUGCUUCUGGCGAUGCCGCGCUGGUGCCAUCUCGGCCGGCGCUGGGAAGCGGCCGAUUCGGUCCGGAGCGGGGCUUCAGCGGUCCGCCGCCUCUGCGUGGCGGUGUCGCUGAUGGCCCGCGCGCAGCGAGCACCCUCCGUGAAGGUCCCCUCUCAGGCCGCCUGGGCUCCGGACCCUCCCCACGCGGACUGCCCGGCGGAGCCGGGCCCCACGAUGGCCCAUCGAGGGGCAGCCUCCGCUUCCACGGAGGUUCCGGCCCCAGCAGCGGCGGUGGCGGCCGCGGCUUCCGUGACCACGAAGAUGCCGCUGCCGUGGCCGUGGCCGCACCGCCGCCGCGGCGCAGGGCAGUGCUUUCCGUUGUCGUCAGCGACCACGCACCACAGCAGCAACAGCAGCACGAGGCGGCUCACGCCGACAAAACGGGCCAGCCGGACAGCCGACGAGAGAAUGUGCCAGGAAGGGGGGAUGCGGACCGAGACCGUGAUUAUCAUCACGGACAUCAUCGGGCCCGGGACGGUGACAGCGACCGAGACUUGAGCCGCGGCCGGCGGCUAGGACCCGCCCUUGUUGGAGAUGAUGAUCGUGAUCUGGGUCGAUCCCGGGACCGCGGCUGGGGCUGGGACGAGGACCGCCGUCGCCGAGAGUACGGCAAUCAAGAUGACGGACACGAGCAUGGUUACGGCGGCGCAGGUGGUCGCGGCACGAAGCGUCCUGCACCGGCGGCAGCAGCCGACGCUGACGGCGCGGGUGCCGGCAGCGCUGCCGCCGGCGCCGCCGCCGCGGCGGUGGUGGUUGAGGACCCCGAUAGCCGCAAACGGGCUCGCAGGCUGCUGGGUCGCACGCUGUUGGGUACCUUGCAAAGAUUCCGACAGGAAGAUGCUGCGUUUCAGGCUUCUGAUGCCGCGGCUCGGCGCGCUGAGCUGGCCCGGAAGGCCGAGGAGAAGGCGGCUGCGGAGGCGGAGCGGCUGCGGCGCCAGGCAGCGGAGGAGCGGGCCCGCAAGCGACAGGAGGAGCUGGAUGCGUUGAUGGAUCUCAACCUGGCUACCGACAUCAAGGUUUUGGAGCUGUUGUACGCUAAGAAGUUGGCCAGGCGCCGCGCACUGGCGGCCUUCCUCCGUGCCGACGGCGUUCCUGCAAGUGACGGCAACGGUAACGGUUACGGCAACGGUAACGGCGGCGCUGGCAAAACAUUUCCUCAGCAGUACCAGCCGCAGGCGGUGUACUGGUUGCCUGUGUCUCACUGCCCGUCGACUUUGGCGCUGAAGGAGCGUCAAGAGCAGGAGCUUAAGGACUGGGAGGAGGCAGUGUUGGCUGAAUUGGAGUUAGAGAAGGACGGACUGAGGUUGCGGUCGAAAGCUCGGCGGCAGGGCAUUGCGGAGCGGCGGCAGCGGGCGGCGGAGGCACGUACGACGGGCCGGGCGGGGGCGGCGGCGGCGGCGGAGGGAACCACUGUGGAGGGCCGCGAGGAUGAGGAUGUGGCUGAGGAAGACCGCGAGGCGCUGGAAGCUGUUGAGUUGGAUGCGCACCACGAAGAUGUGGAGGUGGAGGAGGAGGAGGUGGACGAGCAAGAGCACGAGGUGGAGGUGGAGGCAGCGGAGGAGCCAUCCGACGGCGGCGGCGGCACUGCAGAUGCGGCGGCAGCGGCAGCGGCGGCGGCAGAGGAGGAGGAGGAGGAGGAGGCUGUGCGCGCGGGCUCCGGGGCGAGCGCAGCGAAGGCGAAGGCGGAGGAGAACGGGAAGGAGAAGGAGAGGAAGGUGUCCAAGGGACGCGAGCUGGCGAUGGGUGAAGUGGGGGGAGGGGAGACGGCGAAGGCGGCGGUGGUGAGGGACGACUCGGACAGCGGCGCUGGUGAUGAUGAAAUGGCUUGA
Messenger RNA from Volvox carteri f. nagariensis, 3462 nucleotides. RefSeq names its product acetylglucosaminyltransferase (gene elg26). NCBI's taxonomy places the organism in Eukaryota, Viridiplantae, Chlorophyta, Chlorophyceae, Chlamydomonadales, Volvocaceae. Gene Ontology annotation, cellular component: catalytic step 2 spliceosome. The coding region runs from base 1 to 3462 and encodes 1153 amino acids. The record is from RefSeq and is a predicted model, not a curated record. The transcript has 10 exons.